This is a messenger RNA of Vigna unguiculata (cowpea), 2870 nucleotides long. Its product is annotated as proline-, glutamic acid/leucine-rich protein. Gene Ontology annotation, biological process: rRNA processing. Lineage: Eukaryota; Viridiplantae; Streptophyta; Magnoliopsida; Fabales; Fabaceae. The record is from RefSeq and is a predicted model, not a curated record. Gene Ontology annotation, cellular component: nucleus.
UUGGUGCUGCAACACACAUUUUUUUUUUUUUUUUUUGAGGUUGUUUUUCUUCCGCCGCACCCUUAUUCACUGUCUCCGAGGUUGCAGGGUUUCACGGCUCCAAUGGCGGCCUUCGUCCACUUCGGAAACAUGCACGAUGUGGCAUUCAAACCCCGCCUGCUUCAGUCACUCAUCAGAGAUCAUCUUCCCGACGAGAAUGGUCCCUUCUCCGAACCCUCUAAACUCUCCAAGGCCGUGGCACUCGUAAAAAAGCACUCGCUUCUCUCCGAGUCUUUCCUCGCAGACUCCACGCCCCCCAAAGUAAUCGAAGCCUGGAAAUCCGCAUUCUCUUCAUGGCUCAACCGCAUCUUCUCCCUCCUCUCCACCUCCAUGCCUGAUAAAUGCUGGGCGGGGAUCUCUCUGCUCGGGGUUACAUGUGAAGAGUGCAGUUCUGAGCGUUUUCUGGAAUCUUACUCUGCGUGGUUCCACAAGUUGCUGGCUUUUCUACAGUCACCAGCAGAUUCACAUCUAGUGAGGGUAGCGGCUUGUGCUUCAUUGUCUGAUUUAUUAAAAAGGUUAAGUGGAUAUCCUAAGAUCAGGAAAGAAUCAUCUUCCUGCGCUGGUAAAGUUGUUCAGCCUACAUUGAAGAUGUUGACUGAUGAGAACUCAGAGGCAAUAUGGGAUGCCGCAGUUCAUUUGUUAUGCACCGUAGCAACUUCAUUUCCAUUUUCUAUUCGUAGUCAUUAUGAUGGUGUUGAAUCUGCUAUUGCUUUAAAACUUCUGUCUGGAGGAUGCAGUCUUGAUAUGUCGCAGAAACUCGCCCAUUGCCUUGCACUGCUUCCAAAAUCAAAAGGAGACAAUGAAAGCUGGUCUGUGACGAUGCAGAAAAUUUUGGUGUUAAUAAAUGAUCAAUUAAAUCUAGCUUUUCAUGGUCUAGAAGAAGAAACCAUGCGUGAUGGGGUUGCUAGGCUGUUGGUCUCACCAGGAAAACAUCCUCCACCACCGUUAGGAGGCUACAUAUUGGCAGAAGAAGUUAGAAACAAGGCAUCACAAAUGACUGAGCAAGCACUGAUGUCAAAUGUCUCUACCCUUAUGUCCGUCUGUUGUCUAAUGCUUAAAAAUUCAUAUCCUGUUAAGGUAAAUGUUCCUGUUCGCCUGUUAUUGGCCCUGGUUGAGAGAGUUCUGAUGGUAGAUGGUUCUUUGCCACAAAUGUCAAUGCCAUUCGUGACUGCCAAGCAACAAGAGAACAUUUGUUCAGAACUUCCAGCUUUGCACUUGAGUAGCCUGGAAUUGCUCACAGCUAUCAUAAAGUCUCUGGGCAGUCAACUAUUACCACAUGCUGCCUACAUUGUACGUAUCGUUACAAAAUACUUCAAGACAUGUGAGUUGCCGGAGUUAAGGAUUAAGGUCUAUUCAGUGACAAAGAAUUUGCUCAUAACCAUGGGUGUUGGAAUGGCUUUAUACCUUGCACAGGAAGUUAUCAACAAUGCUUUUACUGAUUUAAGUAGUAUUGAGCAUACGAAUGGUGACAUAUUAAAUGGUUCAAAUUCAAACGACUCUGCUGGAGCAACGCAACCAUCCAGUCAUAGAAAAAGGAAGCACAGCAAUGCAACGGGAUCCCUCCAGGAGCAAGAUCAAGGUGGUGGUUUGGGCUUGGAAGUUCCCAAGAAUCGUCCAUCGACUCCAAUUUCUCUGAGAAUAGCUGCACUGGAGACAUUAGAGUCUCUUAUUACUGUGGCUGGUGCUUUAAAAUCUGAAGCAUGGAGAUCAAAACUUGAUAGCCUUUUGAUAAGCAUUGCAACGGAUUCUUUUAAGGACGGAACAGUUGGUGAAGAACUCAGUGUGCUUCAACUAAAGGAACCUGCUGCUACAGCCACAGAUUUGCAGCUAGCUGCACUGCGGACUUUACUAGCAUCUUUUCUUUCAUGUGCUCGAGGACGACCUCCAUAUUUAUCCGAGGGUCUUGAACUUUUCCGUAGAGGGAAGCAACAAACUUCAGUAACAAAGGUAGCUGAGUUCUGUGCCCUUGCUCUGUUAGCCUUGGAAGUACUUAUACAUCCUAGGGGACUUCCAUUGGUAGAUUACACCUAUGAAGAUAACAAUUCUUUGGGUGAAGUCCAUAGCAAUCUCCAACAUGAAUAUUUUGGCCGAAGCAACAGUACUCCAUAUGGUUUACCUCAAGUUCCUCCUGACUAUGAUGAAAAUCUUUGUGCUGAAUGGCUUGAAAAUGGCAAUGGAGCUGAUGUGUCAAGGGAUAAAGAUACAAAAAACAACCAAGAGCCUUCUGAAGCUUGCAGAGAUAAUGAUCCUGAAGUGCUUCCUGUGCAUGUAUCUUCUGACACAAAUAUUCAGGAGAGGGCCCAAAUGGAUUCUGAGGCUGCCACUUCUGCAGAUGUUGAAAUGAAAACUGUUGGAGAUGAAACCAAUUUCACCAUGAACAUCCCUACGGAAGCUCACAAUGAUAUAGUGUCUGAGAAGAUUCUCUCAGACAGCACUGUUCCUCAUAAUGAAGGCAGUCAUAUGGAAUCAGACCAUGGAAACUCUGUUAAUAAAGACUUGGAAUUUGCUUCUCAGAGUAAUAGCUUAUGGCAAACAACCUCAGGCUCUAAUAUUUUUCAGGAAUUUGCUUUUAAAGUCGAUGGUGACAAUUCACUGGCUGAUGAAGAUGAUUUUCCUGAUAUUGUGGAUGGAGACCCAGAUUCUGAUUCCGAAUAAGGGGGAGAUUUUGUAAUUUUUCUUAUCCAUAGGAAGCAUAAGAAAUCCUUAGUGUAGUUCAAAUUCAUUCUCUUUUUCCAUCUUUUUCCCGAAGUAAACAUUUGAAGUUUUGACCUCUGCGAAAAAUGAAAAUGGUUUUCAAACUUGAGAAACGUAGAAAAUUUGUAUUUUGACUC